Lycium ferocissimum is the source of this 2699-nucleotide messenger RNA. RefSeq lists its product as uncharacterized. Bases 542 to 2509 code for a protein of 655 amino acids. Lineage: Eukaryota; Viridiplantae; Streptophyta; Magnoliopsida; Solanales; Solanaceae. The record is from RefSeq and is a predicted model, not a curated record. Gene Ontology annotation, molecular function: protein binding. The transcript has 2 exons.
UGAAACUUCCUAUGCCUUUGUCCAAAAUUUAAUCUUUUUAAUUCUUGUUUCAACCACUGACAAUACAAAAGACCCCAUCAAAAAUCUCCUAAACAUGUGGCUUUGUUCCUUUUGUUAUUAUCUGAACAAAAAAAGCAUAAAGUUGGCACAUUUUUCCUUCUCUUUUUCUGUUCCUGAGCUUUCUUUUUUCUUUAGUAGUAAUUAGUUUCCCAAUUUCUUGAAAAUGCUAAACUUUACUAGAUCCCAAUAGUCAUAUCUUUUUGUGCAUGAAUAUUAUUCACUUAACUUUAUACUUUCUGUAAGAUGCCCCUUUAAUCUUUUAUCAACCUUUCUGUUUUGUUUUGUUAUAGUUUAUACAAUUAUCUAGAAGAAAUAUGACCCCAAGUGUGUGAUUUGUGAUGUAUUGGUCUUUUUAGUGAUUUUCUUGUAUUUUCAAGAUAGCCUGAAAAUGGGUUGUGCUUAAUUGUCUCAAAAAUUGGUUUUUUUGGUUUUCUUGGUUGGUUAAGAGUUGAAAGUUCAGUACUUUUUUGUUGUUGUUACAAUGCCUCCAAAUUAUUUUCCUUUGAGAUGGGAGAGUACAGGUGAUCAAUGGUGGUUUGCUUCACCUAUUGAUUGGGCUGCAGCAAAUGGUCAUUAUGAUAUAGUGAGAGAGUUACUUCAUUUAGACACUAAUUUACUCAUAAAGCUUACAUCUUUACGUAGAAUAAGAAGACUUGAGAGUGUUUGGGAUGAUGAAGAACAGUUUGAUGAUGUUGCAAAAUGUAGGUGUGAAGUUGCUAAGAAACUUUUACUUGAAGGUGAAACAAAGAAAGGUCAUAAUUCUUUGAUUAGAGCUGGUUAUGGUGGUUGGCUUCUUUAUACUGCUGCUUCAGCUGGGGAUGUUGAAUUUGUGAAAAAAUUAUUGGAAAGAGACCCUUUUUUGGUGUUUGGUGAAGGAGAAUAUGGUGUUACUGAUAUGUUUUAUGCAGCUGCUAGGAGUAAAAAAACUCAAGUUUUUAGGCUGUUACUUGAGAGUAGUAAAGGGGAAUUAAAAGAGGAGGUUUCUUCUACUUUUAGGUUGGAAAUGAUGAAUAGGGCAGUUCAUGCUGCUGCUAGAGGAGGAAAUGUGGAGAUGUUGAAUGAGAUACUUGGAAAUUGCUAUGAUGUUUUGGUUUAUAGAGAUGCUCAAGGAUCUACUCUCUUGCAUUCUGCUUCUGGUAGAGGACAGGUUGGGGUUGUUAAGAGUUUACUGGAAAGGUAUGACCUUAUCAACUCCAGAGACAACCAAGGAAACACUGCACUGCAUGUUGCUGCUUAUAGGGGUUACUUAGCAGUUGUGAAAGUUCUUAUAUCUGCCUCUCCUUCAUCUACCACAUUAAGAAACAAUUAUGGAGACACGUUCCUUCACAUGGCUGUAGCUGGCUUUCGGACACCAAGUUUCCGCAGGCUGGAUCGACAGAUGGAGUUAAUGAAGCAGUUAGUGCGUGGAAAAAUUAUAGAGAUUGAAGAUAUUAUUAACAUCAAGAACAAUGAUGGUCGAACUGCUCUUCACUUGGCUGUAAUCGAGAACAUUCAGACUGAUGUAGUGGAACUUCUCAUGACUGCAUUUUCAAUAAAUUUAAAUAUCCGUGAUGCUGGUGGAAAUACCCCACUGGAUCUCCUCAAGCAACGCCCACAAUCUGCAUCUUCUGAGAUAUUGAUUAAGCGUCUCAUUUCAGCUGGAGGAAUUUCCAAUUGCCAAGACCAUAUGACAAGAACUGUCCUAGCUUCCCACCUGAAAAUGCAUGGUAUUGGAGGCAGUCCCGGUGCCUCUUUUAGAAUUCCCGACGCUGAAAUAUUUUUGUAUGCUGGCAUUGAUAAUGCGUCUGAUGCCAAUAGUGAUUCUGCAAGCACAGAAAUUGCUUCAUGCUGGGAUGAACCAAGCCCUUGCCAUUCUGCUGCGGGGUCGAACUCAUCACACAAGCUGGGCUCAGUUAACAGUGCUGCCAGACGUUUGAAGUUUCUUCUACGAUGGAAAAGGAAGAAAGAACCAACAGCGGAGACCAGUGGUUUGGAAGACAAUAUGUCUGUAGAAUCUUACAGAUUGUAUGACCAGCCAAUUCCUCUACGACAAAGAUUCUCGAGGAUGUCAUCGCUUCCAAACAGCAAAAGAGUGCUCCCUGUCCAAAAUUGUCUUCCAAGUCCAUCUACCAAAAAGAAAUUUGCAGCCGGGCUGAUGCACGGCGUUAUCCACAUGACACCACAGUCGUCUUGUGGAUCACCAUCGAGCGCUUAUUCUGAAUCUUCCUGGUCAUCUCCAGUGGUUGUCAACAAAGAGAAGAGGAUGGAUUUUGGCAAUGUGAGUGGAGGAUCCUCCAGCUUAAAUAUGUCGAGCAGUAGGGAAAAAUCGAAAUUGACACGUAAACAUGGCUCCUUCAACAUCAAGUUAAUGAAUCAGUACUUCUGCUUCGGCGCUCAAGGUCUCGCUGUGGAAAAUUCUGUUAAUUGUGCACAACAAGAUCAACAUCACAGGCAUUCAGUGGUAGCAUAAGUUCCAUUGCCACAUGUAUACUAUACUAGUAACAAGUCAUUGGACAUAUCCAUCCUGUAAAUAGCUUGGGAUUAUGGCCUUAAGUAUUACCAGCUUUUUGGCACGACAUAUUGAAAAUAUGUAUCUGGUGUUUGUAGUACACUUUUUUGGCUGCAGUAUUGGAUGGUCCAAUCCUUUUUGUCUUGUUGUC